CUGGCCGGCGGGUUGAAAGUUGAAAGUUCAUCACCUGAAAACAGCAGACACGUGCUGAAAAGUCCGCUGACUCCUCUACUCGCCUUCUCUUUAGGCUUGAGAAGCAUCACCUUCUGCAGUGAUGGCUGCCAUCUACUCAGGUAUCCAUCUGAAACUGAAGAGUCCUCAGACACCAUGGGAGGACAAGUUGAAGCUGGCACGUUUUGCCUGGAUCUCCUCUCAGUGCCUGCUGCCCAACAAGGAGCAGGUCUUGUUGGACUGGUGCACCCAUGCCCUGACAGGGUGGUAUAAUCAAAAGGUUGGGUUCUCCCAAAAUGUAUUGGAUGGCCUGUGGUGUUACCUUGAUGAUCUGCUUCACAGCCGGAAACUUCACACUCCUCUCAAGCAGGGCAAGACCAUCAGCCUGAGGCUCAAUAUGGCACAGCUGCUGCUCGACCGACUUCAGGAGUGUUCACGUGCUGCAACUGGGCCUCCAAUGAGUGUAUCCACUCUACUGAGUGUGUGUCGGGGCGUUCUCUCCUCUCCUGCUCUCUCAUCUGUCUUUACCACCAAGUAUGAGCUCAUGGUCGAUUUGCUAGCCAAGCUCUGCUCCCUUGCUUGCCGUGAGCUACAACAGCCGGUGCUCACAGGAUCCUGUCAGCCUGUGACGGAGUGUCUUCAAACUCAGCAUGGUAGCGAUUUGGACACUUCUCAAACUGAGCUGAUCACUGAAAGUCCUCCACAUCACCCACAGUUAGAUUCUGAUAAGGCCCCUUCCAAGCAAAAGGACAAACACAGUUCAGCUAAUUUGUUUGAGGUGUUGCUCCAAGUGUUAUCGGGUUAUUUAUCAGUUCAGCGACAACAAGCCAAUCCCAACAGAGUCUUUUCUUUGGUAACCAACCAGCUGAUCCAGCCACUAGUGCUACUCAGACACCUGCUGACCUCUGGUGAACAUGCUCCUUCUCACACACAUCUGCGUCUCCGUCAGCAGCUGUGUAGAGACAUCCGUGUCAAGAUAGAGUCCAUCAUUCAGUUAGCUCUAUUCCCCUCUGAGCAUCUGACAUCCUACAAGGAGGAGCUUCUUCCAUCCAAAGAGGAUUCUGGGAAGCGUGGUCCUGGAGGGGCAAAAGGCCCCUUGAAACCGGUCAGUGCUAUACUUUGCAAACUGAGCGCCCAGGGCUAUUGUGAGCCAUCGCUACACUACUCAGUGAAGUCAAACACAUAUUCUCUGCUGUUUAAGUUCUUUCUUGAAAGCUAUGGAAAAGGCAGCAGAGAGAGUGAGGAAGAGCAGAGGAUGCUGUGUUUCUACUUUCUCACUAGAUUGGUCCCGGCCUUGGAUGUUGGUCUGGAUGGACACUCACUCUCAUCUGCCAAAGCUGAUCAGUCAGUCUCUGUGUCAACUGAGUCUCCCCCUGACUCUCCCUGUUCCCCAGAAAGCUGGAGCCUGGCCCUGCUGGCUGUAGAGUCCCUGCUGAGCCAGGCUCUGUCAGCUGAUAUUUACAACGUAGCAGCAGACAGGAUAAGACACAAAGAGGUGCAGCUCAACUUUUACAGAGCGCUGGGACAAAUGUUCUUCAAUCAAGCGCAGCCAAUCAUUCCAGCAUGGUACCGCUGUCUGAAAGUGCUAUUGAGUCUCAACCAUCUCAUUCUUGAACCAGACCUGGACCAGUUGUUGUCUUCAGCCUGGGUUAAUGCUGACUGCAUGGAAGCACGAGUGCAACGGGCCAGACAGCUCACGUUGUGUAGCCUACUCCAGACCUACACCAAGCUCCGCCAGUUGCCGCGUCUCUUCUCAGAGCUCCUGUCUGUGAUCUGUCAGCCAGCUCUGGACGACCUUCGACCCCCUCUGCUGUCUGAAGGGAUCUCCAGCUCCUUCAGGACCUGUCUUCUGGAUACACCUGCUUCCCAGGGUCUGGAGAUCUGCUCAUUAGUGUUGGAGAGCAUCAAGAAGUAUAUUCUACCUGACCUGGUGAAGGAGGACAGAGAAGCAGAGAAGAUGGAGAUUGAUGGAGUAGGAGAUGAUGAAGUAAAGGUGGACCAGGAGAGAGACUGUGCAUCCCUGAAGCUCUUCUCCCUAAGCCAGCUCCUUCAUGCUGUUUUAUUUAGCUUGAAGACUCUUGAUAAUGCCUCUCCUCUUCCUCUAGUCAGACAGAGUCAAGGCCUGAUGGAGGAGAUGCAGCGAGUAGUCAAGGACUUGCUGCAGCUGUUGUCAGCAGAAAAAGUUGAGUUCAGUUCAGUUCAGAGAACCCAGAGGAAAGGUAAAAAGAAUUCAGACCACAAAGAGUCUCAGAAGGCAUCAGACUCUGAAAUGAGGAAAAUGUGGGAGCAGAAGACACAAGAGGCUGCUCUCCUCCUCAGAUACACCUGGGUGGAAGUGGACACACUCUUUCAUAUUCACUGUAGCAAAUACACAUCUCUUGACUCAGCCCAGACUGCAGCUGGAAGUGAGAUUGAAGACCGAUCUCUCCUGACACGUAUAGAGGGCCUUCUAUCCUGUGAGGUAGAAGACUCUGUCGUCUCCCUCUCCUGCAGCCCCAUGAGCUGUUUGCUGCUCAAACUCCUCACUUUGCAACAGAUGAAGAAAGCCCUGUUAGAUACCCACUUAGUCGCAGAACAAAGCACAGCAGCACUGCUAAACAAGGCAGCCCUGUUUAUUUUAGCUAAAGAGGAGCUUGAGGUGAGUCUGGAUGGAGAGCAGGUGUGGGGCGGGCAGAUAGACAGUGUGAAUGCCAGCUCCUACCUCAUUGCUCACUGGUAUCUUCUCACGUCCAAUUUGCCUCUGCUUUCUCCCUACCUGAGUGGAGAAGAUGUAGGCUACGUAGCAAACGUACUUGUCGGAUCAUUGCUCAGCAGACAGACGGAGAGAGGCAAAGACGGCUGUCUGACUGUCUCCCUUUUAUCUUCACAGCUUCUCCAAAGCUCCAUUCUGCCUGAGUUGCCCUCACUGUUCUCUGCCACAGUUUGUUCCCUCACACAAAGGAUUUUUAGUGUUCUUGUGGCAGCACAUACACCCAAGGUGUGUCCUACGCUCUUGGCAUUUCAGGAAGCAGUUAAAGGGCAAGGACAGGGUCAACCUUUGUCCACACUGGUGAAAAAAGAGACUAUAGUUGAGGAUAUAUUGACAUCCUCUAAGACUGGAGAGGUGUCGGUAUUGCUGACCGACAAACAGACCAAGGAGCUGGUAAACCUACUCCAAAUCUUAACAAACCUAAACCCAGAUGGGAUGAGCUCUGAGGAUCUCACAUCCAUUUUCCUCCUCCUUCUCUUCAUGCUCUCUUCCACCUCCUGUCAUUCGGACCAGACGACCGUAGAUCCGCCUGCCUCUGGAGAUGUUGUUGUAUUCCCGGAGAAGCUGCUCAUAAUUCUUGCUCGUCUUCUGGAGGGUAAAAACUUCCAAGGCGUUUUGAAGCUCAUCCAUGGCGGCACUCUGCUGCAGGCUGUGGUGUCCUCUCUCCUCUGGCAUAGCCACAGUGGAAGAUUUGUUUCCACAAGUAGCUCUGAUUGGUUGGAUUUGAUCAAAGCAGUACAGGGCUUCAUUGGAUCGUUGGUUCAGUUGAUUAUAGUCAGAAACAGCAGCGUUCGCCUCAAUCUGGAGCAGUUUGCCUCUUAUCUUACCAGCAAGGAAGUGGCAAGCAGGCCAGUUGUGGCAUCUGUUGCAGAACCAGAUCCUGGAGCGUCUGUUCAGUCCAUUCCUCUUCUGCUGACAUCAUUGACCUCUUUCUCACAGACAAUGACUUCUCACCUGGGAAGAAGCAAAACAAUGGAUCAAACUUUGAUUCAGAUGCUUGCAAGAACAACUGCUUCACUGGGACCAGCUGUUGAGUCCGUCCUCAAGAUGCAGAUUGUCGGUCAGCCAGCCAGCAUCCUCAGUCAAGCUUUCGUUGUGGAAGUUGUUACCGUCAUGCUGAACUGUGAACUGUCUGCACUGUCGGUGGAAGAGGAGAAGAAGCAGAGCGGCACCCAGCUGACCCUGGGUCACAUCACCCUCUAUCGAGGUUUCUGCCAGCAAAUCCAUAAAGAAAUCAGCUCUGCCCCCAGACCCAUGGACUUCCUGGUUGCAUCUCUCCAUUUCCUGUCAGCUUUCUACCAAGCAGUGCAGAGGACAGGACAAGAGAGGGAGGAGGAGCGAGAAGAGGAGAAGAAGGGAGGAAAUGAAUUGGAUGAGCUGUACAUUCAAACACUGCAGAAUGUGCACAGGUUGCUGACAGCUCCUUGGCUGUCUGCAACUGAUUUAUGUGAGCUGGAGCCGCCUGUGCAGGAGCUGCUGCGCUACCUGGUGGAGAAAAGCACCACAAGUCAGUUCAACCUGCUGCUGCUGAUGAUCAGAGAAGGGCUGGACACUGGCAAGCUGCGGGCUGGAAACUACAGGGAGGUGCUAUCUGCAGUAAUCAUCAUUAAGCUGCUUUCCUGUUGUCAGUUACCUGAACCCUGCUCUAAAGCUCUGUGGCUCAUUGCACCACAGAUCAUAUCUGCUAUGGUGUUUCUAGUAAGAUCAUCCAGUCACGACAUCUCUCUGACCCUUCCCUUUACCAUCCCUGUGGUAAUGUCAAUGACAUCACUGCUGCGUCAAGGAGAGGGCCUCUUCAACAACCCUCAUCAUGUGAUCUUGAUCCUUGGGGCGCUUCAGUCAGUGCCUCUUGACCACUUAACCCCAGUCGUCUACCAGUCAGCAUUUCUGGCCGUUCAUGAGGCACUGUUUGCCAUCAUCCAGUGUCAUCCUCAGGUGAUGCUGAAUGCAGCUCCGUCAUUCUUGAAUGUCUUUCAUCGUCUGCUAACAUCCGUCAUGCAUGAGGGUCGGCAGAGAGGAGAUAGUGACACAGGUCCAGACAGUGAAGUGUAUCUGCAGUGCUCCAGACUGAUUGAAAGGAUGUACUCUCACAUUGCUGCUGUUGCUGAGAGCUUCACCACACUGUCGGCCUUCAUGGUGGCCGAGUACGUCACAGAGUUGCAGAAGGUUACUCUGCGACCAGACAUUAAGCUGCAUCUGACGGAGGGGAUCUACCGCAUACUGGACCUUUGUAUGGAGCAGGAUAUCAAGUUUCUGACGGCUGGGUUGCAGAUGGGCGUCAGAGAAGUGUUCAAUGAGCUCUACGGCAGCUACACCCAUUACCACAAAGCCCAGAGGCAAGGAGAGGACAAGUACACAGUUUGAACCUUCAGUUUAGAUGCCAAUUAAAUUAAAAUAGAAUUAAGUGUAUGGUAAUAUGUAAUUUCUUCUUUUUGUGGAUAAGUGUAAACACAGCUCUCACUGCGAAAGCUCACAGUAGAUUUGUUUUUGCUCUUUGGAGACAGUUUAAAAAAAAUAAAAAAUAAAUAAAUUGGACAUCAUGGUUGCCUUGAAUUCUGCACCUGAACACAACAAUCAACAUAAACUUUCUGAGAAAAAAACAUCUGGCAUCACAGGUGCAUGCCAAAUAUCUUCUGUUCUUUACAUAUUUAAACAAAUCCAAUACAAAUAGUUAAAUGUAAGCUUGUAAAUCAGUUGCUCUAAAAUGGCCUGAGGGGGGUUGUAACUACACCCACAUUAAACAACUCAAUUUCAUUUCCUGAUGUAACAGAUUAUUACUUGUUGUCUGCACAAUUAUUUAUAUUUGGACCACUUAGGUUGCACAUAAACUUUCAGCUUGUACCUGACUAGAGGAGCAGUCGCUGACGGUCGGAGGAAAUCCACACUGAUGGGCAUGACAGGAAGUGGUCACUGUAUUUUUAAAGCACUGAGGUUAAAGGUGCUUCCUCAGCAGACUCACCUCAUUUACCUUGUUGAAGAAGCCCAUUUCAGUGACGAAUGAUCAUUUUAUUGAACUGUUAAAAAAACAUGGAGUUAUGUGUAAAUUGUACUUUGUCUUAUCUAA
This is a messenger RNA of Scomber scombrus (Atlantic mackerel), 5831 nucleotides long. It is a transcript of the gene urb2, whose product is annotated as URB2 ribosome biogenesis homolog. The transcript has 12 exons. Bases 122 to 5131 code for a protein of 1669 amino acids. Lineage: Eukaryota; Metazoa; Chordata; Actinopteri; Scombriformes; Scombridae. Gene Ontology annotation, cellular component: nucleolus. Gene Ontology annotation, biological process: ribosome biogenesis. The record is from RefSeq and is a predicted model, not a curated record.